AUGGCGGAUUCACAUGAGAAUGGCAAGAAAGUCGAAAAGACGGAAAGCAAUGGGACGUCAGACAACAAUUUGGUCAGCAUUCCAGGAGUUCCUUAUGGUGCAGAUAUAUUAAAGAAGAUUCAAGAACUUACAAUGGCUGAAAGCAGUAGCAGGGAUGAUCCUAAGAGUCACAACUACGCUUUCUGGGGUACCCAACCAGUUCCCAAACUAGGUAUUGUCAUUAUGAUCUAAUUUCUAUAAUAAUUUUAAAUUACAAUCUUGUAUGUUUCCUAUAGUAUUUUAUAUUUACUUACAGAUGAGGAUGUAACUGAAAAUACCUAUAUCGAAGCUCCCAUUCCGAAAGACAAACUACGAAAAGAUCCGUACAAUUUGCCUAAAGGGUUUAACUGGUGCAAUGUUGAUCUUACUAACGACGAUGAGUUGACAGAGCUUUACAAGUUGUUGAGUGACAACUAUGUUGAGGAUGACGAGAGCUUGUUCCGCUUCGAUUACAGCAAGGAUUUCUUCAAAUGGUCAGUUCUUAACUUUAUUUUAUUUAUUUAGAGGCUUUAGAGUUUUUUUACUAUGUAAACAGCUUUAAAUUCUUUUUAUUCACUUUAAGCAACCUAUUUUUUGUUUUUUUAGGGCUUUGCUGCCACCCGGUUGGAGACCAGAAUGGCAUUGUGGUGUUCGGGCAGCUACGAACAACAAGCUGUUAGCUUUCAUUGCUGCCGUUCCAUGCAAAAUCAAGGUUCGGGACGCUGUAAUUGACAUGGUAGAGAUCAACUUCCUGUGUGUGCACAAGAAUCUUCGAUCCAAGAGACUAACUCCAGUGUUAGUUAAGGAAAUCACUCGACGGGUCAACUUAACGGGCAUCUUUCAAGCGGCUUAUACUGCUGGUGUUGUGCUACCUAAACCAAUAACUACAUCUAGGUAUUGGCAUCGAUCUCUGAAUCCGAAAAAGUUAAUAGAGUGCAGGUUCUCUUGCCUUGGGCGGAACAUGACUAUGCAACGGACUAUAAAGUACUACAAGUUGAAAGCUGUAAGAGCGCUUUUCGCAUUUUUCAUAAAAUUACGAAUAAUAUGACAAAUUUUAGUGUGAAAAGUUUAGUGACACAACUAAAAAUUAAAUUGUAGUAAAUUACUGUUUGUAGGACCCUGUCCAUAAUGUCGUGAAACUUGAGAAGAGACAUCUGAAAAGCGCGUACGAGCUGGUAAAAACAUAUCUCAGCAAGUUCCAACUUCAUCCAGAGUUCAGUAAGAAGGAAUUUGAUCACUACUUCUUGCCCAGAGAUCAAGUAAUCUAUUCGUAUGUGAUUGAAAAGGACAAUGUGGUAACGGACCUAAUCUCAUUCUACUCUCUGCCAUCUACUGUCGUCAAUAACCCUCAGCACAAGAAGAUCGUCGCUGCUUACUCGUUUUACAAUGUAGCUACCUCUGUGCCAUUAACUGAACUCAUGAACGAUGCUCUGAUCUGGGCUCAUAAGGUAAUUUACAUAAAGCAUCUUGUCAUAUAAAAAAGUUAUUUUUAUUGAUAUGGCUUUUUGACUAGAAUGACUUUAAUUUUGACAUUUCAGGAAGGUUUUGACGUCUACAAUUCUUUGGAUUUGAUGGAGAACAAAACAUUCUUGUCAGACCUUAAGUUUGGCAUCGGAGACGGUAACCUACAGUAUUAUUUGUACAAUUGGAAGUCACCAGAAAUGACCCCAGAAGAAGUCGGCCUUGUUUUACAAUAA
Messenger RNA from Bursaphelenchus okinawaensis, 1715 nucleotides. Lineage: Eukaryota; Metazoa; Nematoda; Chromadorea; Rhabditida; Aphelenchoididae. The record is from the annotation of a GenBank genome assembly.